Molecule: messenger RNA, 1262 nt
Organism: Dermatophagoides farinae (American house dust mite)
Lineage: Eukaryota; Metazoa; Arthropoda; Arachnida; Sarcoptiformes; Pyroglyphidae
Product: required for meiotic nuclear division protein 1 homolog
Biological process (GO): positive regulation of mitochondrial translation
Source: RefSeq, a predicted model, not a curated record
GCAAGUACCGUCAGUCACAUGCUACACAAUAUUGUGUUCUGCACUGACUGCAUGUUUAUUUUAAAUGAUUCCGAUGAUAAUGAUUAGUCGUAUUUAUAGUCGGGUUGUUUUUGGCUUCAAACAAUGGCCAAUCAGUCGGCCAACCGUUAUACGAAUGAAAACUACAUCAUCAACCACUGCUACUACUGGUCUCACCGAUACUGGCCGUUUGUUGAUCAAUUCAAUCAAACGACGGGCGCCCAAAAAAAAGAGUACCAUACAACAAACAGCUGAAGGUCUAUGUGAACGACCAGUUUAUGCAUUGAGCACUGCCGAAGAAUACAACCUCGACGAUUUCCAUUCUGCAUUAGUGCAACACGGUCUAUACGAGCAAGUGGUAUAUGACGACGAAUCCAUUCAAAGCGAACUGAAUGGCCAAGUAUUGCACAUGACGGCCAAAUACAAAUUGGAAGACGAGAAUAACAAAAGAGACUUUUUCGUUUUUGACGAAGGUUCGAUCGUUUUCUGGAACAUGUCGGCCAGCGAAUGCAGUCUCGUGCUCAAACUGCUUCGGCACUACGAGCUAAAUUCAUACAAUCAAGACAUUGUCAACGAAGAACGUGAAGAGAUUGAUGUCGUGCUCACCACCGGAUCAUCGCACUCCCGAUUGUCUCGAGGUUUGAUUCAUUUGAACAUGAAUAAUGACGAACCGAACGCCGUCAAUUUGGACAAGUUUGCCUUUUCCAACGCCAUUGCACUUUCGGUCAAACUGUCAAUAUGGGAAGCGAAUCUUGACCGUUACAUCGACAGCAUCGGUUACAUCACUCAGGACAUGAAAGAAGGCCGGAAAAUUAACCUGACCAGAGAUCAGGUGUUUAAAAAAACGGGCCAAUUGUUUGGCCUUCGACAUCGACUCAACCUCAGUUCGGAUAUGUUGGACACGCCCGAUUUUUACUGGGACAGAGAGCAACUUGAACGAUUGUUUACGGCAACCUAUCUGCACCUGAACAUCAACAAACGAACCAGGGUGAUGAACGAGAAACUGAAUCAUUGCAUCGAGCUGAUGGAUCUGCUCUCCAGUCAUCUGAAUGACAUUCACCACGUGCGACUCGAGUGGAUGAUUAUCAUAUUGAUCAUGAUCGAGGUUGUCUUUGAAGUGAUUCACUACAUAGAAAGAUUUGCCAUUCCUGUCUGAAUGGUGCUGCUGGUGCAGCACAUUAAUUACAUUUGUAAUUUGUUGUUAUAAAAGAUUGUACAAUGUAAAGGUAAAUGUUUUUUGUUUU